This is a messenger RNA of Nicotiana tabacum (common tobacco), 1243 nucleotides long. Lineage: Eukaryota; Viridiplantae; Streptophyta; Magnoliopsida; Solanales; Solanaceae. The record is from RefSeq and is a predicted model, not a curated record.
AACGUGUAUCUGUCCUUGUUUUUGGAAUUUCAUCCUCAUUAUAGGAUCUUAGGAUGGAAUUCUUUGAGAAAGCCAAAUCCGUCAGGCUAAAAAGCCACCACGGGAAAUUCUUACAUGCCAAUUCCAAUCAACAAACAGUGCACCAACAUCGUCAUGGAACUUCUAAGACUGCAAAAUGGACAGUUGAAUUUCCUGAAGGAAUCAAUAAUAAUGUUGUACGUUUGAAUAGUUGUUAUGGCAAAUACCUAAUGGCCACAGAUGAACAAUUUCUUCUUGGUGUAACGGGUCUUAAAGUUGUUCAAAGUUUGCCCAAAAAUUUGGAUUCCUCAAUUGAAUGGGAACCUGUUAAAGUUGGAUCCUUAGUGAAGCUCAAAACAAGAUAUGGGAAAUUUUUAAGGGCAAAUAGUGGAUUACCCCCUUUUAGAAAUUCAAUUACACAUGACGUACCUUAUAGACAUCAAGAUUGGAUCUUAUGGGAAGUAGAUAUUGUUGAGUUACUGCCCGACGUGACAAUAAUAACAACUAUACCUCACUUUCAAGCAAGUAAAGAAUUACUGUCCGAACCAAAGCCGGAAUUAUUAGAUGGUGAUUUGAGCUCAUCUUUUCGUCUUACAUUCUCCAGGUCUUCCAAGAUUCAUAAUCAGUCAAAAUUUGAUGCUGCCAUGACAAAGCCCGAAGGUCGACUGAUCUAUUAUUAUGUGGCAGAUGAGAAGGGAACUGUGAAUGAUGCAGUGAAAGGACCUUCAUUUCAGUUCAAAGGGCAAGGGCUAGAGGAACUGACUCAAAAGUUAGAGGAAGAAACAGGGCUCAAGAAUAUUACUUUGUGUUUGCGCAACAAAAUAAAUGGGAAUUUAUGUCCUCUUAAGUUAGAAUUACCACCCAACAAUGCAACUAUGCAUGUUGUGGUAGUGCCUUCAUCAUCUAAAGAUUCUACAUAUGUUAACGUGCCUAAUGCACCAGCACAAGUGAUAAGGAAGACGCAUUAGGUUGCUGUAUCUGUUGGAGUUAAAAAGCGCACAAUUUGAUGGAGAAUAUCAAGCUUAUGAUUUUACACAAAGAGCCUCGAUCUAAUUUCUGAAGUGCAAACCAAAGAAUAAAACCAAACUCCUAAGAUAUUAAUAUAUUAUACUAUAGUACCUUUUGGCUCCUUGUGUGGAAGGUUUAGCUUCUGUUAGAUCAAUAUAAAUAUAGUAGUCCUCAAAAAUCAUCUUUGUCACUCUUCAAUUUAGGUCAAAUUUGGCUU